Suillus subaureus is the source of this 435-nucleotide messenger RNA. RefSeq lists its product as uncharacterized. NCBI's taxonomy places the organism in Eukaryota, Fungi, Basidiomycota, Agaricomycetes, Boletales, Suillaceae. The transcript is spliced from 2 exons. The record is from RefSeq and is a predicted model, not a curated record. The coding region runs from base 1 to 435 and encodes 144 amino acids.
AUGCAUACCCGAGAUGAGCCUGGUAUUAACCUUGAUACAGUGUGCAACCUUGAAAACACAUUCACAUUUGAGCCACCACUUGCAAUCCAAAACAACAACUCAGAUGACCUGCUUACUGGCCUGGAAGACAUUUCAGUUGAUGAGAUUAAUGCAGAGUUUGAUGCACUCGAGAAGCAGAAUGUUGUUGAGAGAUUCAAAGAUGUUGAUAUUGAUGGACUCAAGAUAUUGGAAGGUAAUGUGUAUAACUUUGACAAGCUAGCACAAGUUGAGGCUGGUAUGGUGCCAAAAUCCAUCAAUGAGGAGUUCUCAGUGAUUAAUCAUGGUGUUACAAUACACCCUGCCCUGCUGUUUUACCUGGAACAUCCUUUGCUCAAGACCUCCAAUCUUAAGUCGUCUGAACAGUACUUUAAGUCGGAGGCACUCCCUCUGUCUUAG